UAGCUUCCCCCGCAACCAACUUUCUGCAUGAACGCGAACUUCCAAGAACCACAAAGUCUCACUCACCAGACUUGCAUAUGCAUCGAGGUUUGAUACCUACUGUACAAAGCAGAUACAUCGCCAUGGCAGCCAUACAAAAACUCAACGUUCAAACAUUCCCCCGUCCACCAGCGCUGCAAAAGAUCUCUCGCCACCUCCAGAUCAAAUGGCACGGACACCUCAUCGCUGAUACCAAGGACGCAUACUGGGUUUUAGAAACCCACCACCCGCCCACAUACUAUCUCCCUCCCUCAUCUAUCCUCGCCCCUCUGGCCAAGACGGCACGCCGAACCUAUUGCGAGUGGAAAGGUCACGCCACGUACCACGCCAUCACGCACCCGACGACGGGUGAGACCGUUCAGAACAAGGUCUGGUCGUACGAGAAGCCGACUGAAGGUUUCGUCGCCAUCAAGGACUACUUGUCGUUCUAUGCAAACGCUCCGUGGGAGUGCUACGUCGACGGCGAAAAGGUCCAGCCGCAGCCGGGAGACGAGCGACAUUGGUGGCAUCGUCAAGGGCCGGAACGGGAACGCGGAUCCGUUUGUAUAGUUUACUCGGGCCUCUGACAUCUGUCUCUCGACUUGAUUUGAAGUAUAAAAAAAAAAAAAAAAAAAAGGUUGGC
Pyricularia grisea is the source of this 661-nucleotide messenger RNA. RefSeq lists its product as uncharacterized. The transcript has 2 exons. The record is from RefSeq and is a predicted model, not a curated record. Bases 78 to 605 code for a protein of 175 amino acids. NCBI's taxonomy places the organism in Eukaryota, Fungi, Ascomycota, Sordariomycetes, Magnaporthales, Pyriculariaceae.